AUGCCUCUAAACGUCCUCGUCAUCGGCGCCAACGGCUACCUCGGAUCGGCCAUCAGCCGCGCCUUCCUCCGCAGCCGCCCCCCACCAGUACCACCACCAGCACCAGCACCACCAUCCCCUCACCAAACCACCACCACCACCCAACCAACAUCAUCACCACCCCCACAAACAUUCCGCGUCUACGGCCUCAUCCGCCGCGCCUCGGCCGCCCCCGCCCUCGCGGCGCAGGAAAUCAUCCCCCUCGUCGGCACGCUGUCCGGCCCCGCGAGCUCCCCCGCCGCGCUGCGCGACAGCAUCGUCCGCGCCCGACUCGCCCCGCGCCGCUGGGACGUCAUCGCCGUGUGCACGGAGCCGGCGGACCGCACGGCGCAGGCGCGGCACUGGGUCGAUGUGCUGGAGUUUGUUGGGCUGUUGUCGACGACGAAUGGUGAUGGUGGUGGUGGUGACGAGGAUGCAGGGCGGCAGCAGCAGCACCACCGGCCGCUGGUGCUGUUCUCGUCCGGGUGCAAGGACUACGGGACGACGGGGCGGGAGGGGGAGGCCGGGCUGGCGCCGCAUACCGAGGGGAGCGGGUUGGCGCCGUUUGAGAUGGUGAGGGGGCGGACGGAGGCGGCGGUGAGGGCGUUGGCGGUGGGGGGUGGUGAUGACCGGGCGUUUGACGUCGUGGUGUUGAGGGCGACGCCGAUUUGCGGGUACAGUGGGAGUUACUAUGGGGCGAUGAUGGAGUAUGUGGAGGGGUGUGCAGGUGCGGCUGCGGCUGCGGCUGCUGCCGGUGGUGGUGGAAAGGGGGACGGCGUGUUGAAGUUUGCGGCGCAUCCGGGGACGAUUUUGCACGGGAUGCAUGUUGAUGACUGUGCGGAUGCGUAUGUCGCGCUCGCGAGGCUGGCGCUGUUUGGAGGGGCGGAGGGACGCCGCGCGGUGGCGGGGCAGGUGUUCAACAUCUCGGGUAGGCGGUACGAGACGCUGCGGGAGGUCGGGACGGUGCUCGCGAGAGAGUACGGCUUCGAGAAUGGGGCACGGUUUGGGGUGGCGACGGCAGAGAUACCGUCGACGGUGGAUGCUCAGGGGGCGGAUAUGGUCUUCGGCUGGAGUCAAUGGGUCGACAGCACGAAGAUCCGAGAGCUGACUGGAUGGAGCGAUUGGAGACCGCUGUUUUCAGAGAACUUGCACGUCUAUCGCUUGUCUUAUGAGGCUGCAAGGGACUACAAGGAUGACAACGUACAAAAGAUCAGGAAUAGGAUGAAGGGGGAUUGGGGAAGCGGAGAUUAG
Molecule: messenger RNA, 1269 nt
Organism: Diplodia corticola
Lineage: Eukaryota; Fungi; Ascomycota; Dothideomycetes; Botryosphaeriales; Botryosphaeriaceae
Product: nad dependent epimerase dehydratase
Exons: 1
Coding region: 1-1269 (422 amino acids)
Source: RefSeq, a predicted model, not a curated record